CUUCAAAACUUAAGCAGCCCUCCUUUUCAACUCAAACUCAGCCUCGAACGAUUCGAAGCCUUUUGACCCUCACUUCACCCACCAUGGCUUUAAUUUGCCGUCUCGCCAUUCUCUUUCUCUUCUGUUCCAUCCGCCCCACUGUGGCCUCUUCCCGGAAGCUCACCGCUCUGGUGGAGCAACAGCCGCUCGUACUCAAAUACCACAACGGAGCUCUCCUCAAGGGUAACAUCGUCGUUAACCUCAUCUGGUACGGCCAGUUCACCCCCAUCCAACGUUCCGUAAUCGUGGACUUUAUCCAGUCACUGAAUUCGCCACGUGCUCCGCUCCCCUCCGCGUCCUUGUGGUGGAAAACGACGGAGAAGUACAAGGGUGGUGCGUCCACCCUCGUCGUCGGGAAACAGAUCCUCCAUCCGCAAUAUUCUCUUGGGAAGUCACUCAAAACCGCGCACUUGGUGGCCUUGGCCAACAAGGGCAACCAGCUGAACGCCAUUAACGUCGUUCUGACCUCAAAGGAUGUCGCUGUCGAUGGAUUUUGCAUGAGUAGGUGCGGGACCCACGGGUCGACUCGUUCUCGUGAUGGAAAGACUCGGUCGGCAUAUAUCUGGGUUGGUAACUCGGAGACUCAGUGCCCGGGUCAGUGCUCGUGGCCCUUUCACCAGCCCAUUUACGGCCCACAGACCCCACCUUUGGUGGCGCCCAACGGAGAUGUAGGAGUCGACGGGAUAAUCAUUAACCUGGCCACGCUUCUGGCUGGCACCGUUACGAACCCGUUCAACAACGGUUACUUCCAGGGCCCGGCUACGGCUCCUUUGGAGGCCGUAUCGGCAUGCACGGGGAUUUUCGGGUCUGGAGCGUACCCGGGAUACCCGGGUGAGGUCCUGACGGACAAAAGCAGUGGAGCCAGCUACAACGCUAACGGGGUAAACGGACGGAAAUAUCUGUUGCCGGCGAUGUGGGAUCCACAGACGUCAGCCUGCAAGACCCUCGUGUAAAAGAGAGAGAUAGACAGAGAUAUAUAAAUGACGACGUGUCAUAAUAUGUGUCAGAAAAUGUGUGUUAGUAUCGUAUUGUAAAUACGGAUGUUGGGGGGGGGGGUCCGUGUUAUGGGGGGGAACGAAGAGGAUAGGCCUUCCCAUAUUUUUGUCGACAUUCUGAGUUUGUCGUCUUUUGUGACGUUUAAAUGUUUCUGUUUUUCAGAAAAUUGCAAAAAAAGAUGUUGAAAUUGGGCAAUAAAUAAAUAUAUUAUAAAAAA
Juglans microcarpa x Juglans regia is the source of this 1252-nucleotide messenger RNA. RefSeq names its product protein EXORDIUM-like 2. The record is from RefSeq and is a predicted model, not a curated record. The transcript has a single exon. The coding region runs from base 84 to 992 and encodes 302 amino acids. NCBI's taxonomy places the organism in Eukaryota, Viridiplantae, Streptophyta, Magnoliopsida, Fagales, Juglandaceae.